CUCGACAACACCACAGCACGAUGCGCGGACUAUUGCUGUUGCUGGCAGCCGCCACGCUCGUGAUGGGCACUCAGCCCAUGGUGCCAGCGAACGCGACCAACGCCAAAGGCAAGUGGACGCUCACCUUUAACGACGAAUUCAACUCGUUGGACCGGGCCAAGUGGCGUAUCCUCAACGACUGCUCGACGACCAACAACUGCAUCUACAACGACGAGCUCCAAGUGUACCUCGCGAGCCAAGUGUCCGUGUCCAAAGGCAACCUCGUGAUCGAAGCCAACAACGUGCCGUACGUCUCACCGUCCGCGGGCGCUCGGCGGUAUCGGUCCGGGCGCAUGGACACUUCAGGCAGCUUUGCGCAACUGCAUGGGCGUUUUGAAGCGCGCAUCAAACUUCCGUCCGGCCAAGGCAUGUGGCCCGCCUUCUGGAUGAUGCCGCGCGGCGGACGGUGCUGGCCCAUGGACGGCGAGAUUGACGUGCUCGAGUAUAUCGGGAAGCGCAUGCCCCACACCGUCCAUGGCAACUUGCAUUUUGCCAAUGCGUGCAACCGAGAUUUGCACUCGGCCGCCAACUAUUGCGGCGUCACGGGCGGCGCCAAAACGCUGGCGCUCAAUGAUGACUUUCAUAUCUAUGCGGUCGAGUGGACGCCGACGUCGCUUGCGUGGUUUGUCGACGGUGUGCAGUACUUCAAGAUCGACGCGACGCAGUGCCGAACCAAGCCCGCGCAGUUGAUUCCGACCAAACCGUUCUACCUCAUCCUCAACUUUGCGGUUGGCGGCGACUGGCCCGGCAAUCCGGACGCGACGUCGACGUUUCCCCAGCGACUCUAUGUCGACUAUGUCCGUGUCUACAAGCAAAGUGCCCUCUAAUAUGUACUGUGUGCACCUGUUG
Messenger RNA from Saprolegnia diclina VS20, 888 nucleotides. RefSeq lists its product as hypothetical. Gene Ontology annotation, biological process: carbohydrate metabolic process. Lineage: Eukaryota; Oomycota; Saprolegniomycetes; Saprolegniales; Saprolegniaceae. The transcript has 4 exons. The record is from RefSeq and is a predicted model, not a curated record. The coding region runs from base 21 to 866 and encodes 281 amino acids. Gene Ontology annotation, molecular function: hydrolase activity, hydrolyzing O-glycosyl compounds.